Corythoichthys intestinalis (scribbled pipefish) is the source of this 6150-nucleotide messenger RNA. It is a transcript of the gene nrde2, whose product is annotated as NRDE-2, necessary for RNA interference, domain containing. Lineage: Eukaryota; Metazoa; Chordata; Actinopteri; Syngnathiformes; Syngnathidae. Gene Ontology annotation, molecular function: protein binding. The transcript is spliced from 19 exons. The record is from RefSeq and is a predicted model, not a curated record. Gene Ontology annotation, cellular component: catalytic step 2 spliceosome. Gene Ontology annotation, biological process: regulatory ncRNA-mediated heterochromatin formation; negative regulation of RNA catabolic process; RNA processing. The coding region runs from base 64 to 3579 and encodes 1171 amino acids.
GUGGCGUACGUGUGACGUCAAUUUUCUGCGACUGCAUGCCUGGCAACCUCUGUCGAUAUCAAUAUGGCACUGUUUCCAGCUUUUGCAGAAGUUUCCAGGGACAAAGUUGCAGACUCGUCCAGUGAAUUGAACUGGCUGAACAAUAAGAGUUUUCAGACUAGCGAUGCCCUGUCCCUUCACAGUCGCUUUUUAGAGAAGAAAAGUGAUGAGCUUCUCAACAAGGACUCAAGCAAAGACGGAAAAGAUGAGGAUAGCGUGCCAGUAAAGAAAAAGAAGCAUGAAAAGCAUGGGAAAAAAAAGAAAAAACACAAAGAAAAGAUUCAAAGGUCAACAGAAAGCAGUGGUUCAGACUCUGAACCAAUCUUCCCAAGUGAUCUCAAGCGGAAAGAACUCGAUAGGCCACAGGCUGCUCCAAUAGCAAGUUCUUUCUCAUGGUUGGACGACAUCCAGUCCACCAUAACACAGCCAUUCUGUGUCGACUCGAAAUCUGAUGCUUCCAACUGGACGUACAAGUCUCUCUACAGGGGAGAUGUAGCGAGAUACAGGAGAAAAGGCAGCUCAACACUGGGCCUGGAUCGCCGCAGACAAGAAGUAAGCUGGGAGGAUGCCAAAAAGAAACGUAAAGGGAGAGACAAGCAGAAAGGAGAAGACAGAUAUUUUUCGAGAGUGUGUCGUCAGCUGCUCAGAUCGCAACUACCCCUGCUGACAUUACCAAGAGUUCCUGAAAGCAGUCAUAUCACCAAAUCCAGUGUUUUUCUUUCACUGGAGGACAAUGAGGGAGAGAAAAAAGAAGAGGCAGGUGUAAGAAUACAGACGUCAUCAGUGAAUCCCCUUGGCGUGUACGACUCCACCACCGCUCUCUGGCUGCAGGGGAAGGGAAAGCAAGAACAGAUAGAUCCCGACGACAAGCCUAGCUUGGAGACUGGGCAGGAAGUUGUGCUUCAAAUGGGCCAGACUGAAGAGUUUAACAGGAAACUGAGAGAGACACCCGAAGACACGCAGCUCUGGUUGAAGUUCAUUAGAUAUCAGGACGAACUGAGUGAGACUGUAUUUGGAGGUGAAGAAGACCAACAGAGCAAAGAACUGGAGCGCCCCAAGUCCUCGUACAAAGCUGUGCUGGAGAAAAAACUGAGCAUUGCGGAGCGGGCCGUUGCCACAAACCCCAGCUGUGUCGCUCUGCAGCGGGAGAGGCUCCGAAUCUGCCAAGAGCUUUGGGAACCAUCAGCACUGGCUAAAGAAUGGAAAAAACUGGUCUUUCUCCACCCUAAUAGUGGCCCCCUGUGGAAGGAGUAUCUCCUCUUCACCCAGAGUUACUUCAGCAACUUUAGUGUGUCAAAGGUUAACACUGCGUAUGGGAAGUGUCUCAGCAUGCUCAGUGCUGUGCGGGAUGGCAGCAUGGUGUCCCACCCUGCGCUGCCGGGGAUUGAGGAGGAUAUGCUAGAUAUAUUUAUUCAACAAUGCCAUUUCCUCCGUCAGUGUGGACACUCAGAGAAGGCGUUCUCUCUCUUUCAAGCCAUGGUUGAGUUUACAUUCUUCAAACCUGACAGUGUACAACAACUGUCCACUAAGCAACAGGCUGAAUUCUUUGAGCCAUUCUGGGACAGCGGUGAGGCAAGAGUUGGGGAGUGGGACGCCAGAGGUUGGAAAGCAUGGAUGAUCCAUCAGGAGCGAGGGGGAUGGGUGCAGCCCAGUGCAGAUGAAGAAGAAGAGGAGGAGGAGGACGAAGAGGAGGAAGUCAAGGACCGUAGCCAGCCUAGAUGGACAGUGUGGCUGGACGUUGAGUCAUCACGUGAGGCUGCACAUUGGUUACCGUGGAGGCCGGAAAAAAACAAGGGCCAAUCAGAAGAUGACUGUGAUGACCCAGAGAGGCAGGUGCUGUUUGAUGACAUCGGCCCUUCUCUAAUUUGUCUCUCCUCGUCAGAGCUCCAGCUCCGCCUCCUUCUCAAUUUCCUGUCUUUUUUGGGGCUGCCAGUCGAUAAUGUGCUUUCUGCUGGCAAUUGUCUUCCUGGCCUGUUGCUGGAGGAACUCGCUCUGCUCACUCAGGGAAGUGACUCCCGACAUGCUCUGACUUCCCACAACCUACCUAAUGGAAUGAGCUCUGUUGGUCACAUGACCACACUUCAGGGAACCAGGAAAUGGACAGGGCUUGGAAAGCAGGGCGAGAAGUUUGUCAAUACAAUGUUUCAUAUGCUUCAACCUGUCCUUUCAUCUCAACACCGAACUAUCCUGUCACUCAGUCGGAUGCAGUAUGAGAAACUUAAGGUGUUUCGUUGCUUGAACGACAGCAAAAAACGUCUCCGUUCUCAGAGCAAAAUCAGCAAACGGAUCGCCAAAUCACUACUGAAAGAACCUGACAACCGCUCAUCUUUGGCAAUGUGGCGAGAGUUCGCCCACAUGGAGUGGUUGCUCGGUAACGUUGAAGAAGCUCGGAAAGUGUUUUCUACAGCUACGGCUUUAGGCGGGGGCAAAGGGCUGUGUAACCCUUCCCUCUGUGAGUUGUGUCUGCUGUGGGCUCAACUGGAGGUGGAGUAUGGAGCAAAUGGGCCAGGAGGGGUACUCAACGAAGGAGGCGCAUCACCGGCUGUGUGCGUGCUCACCAAACUCGCCUCGGGGAGCACCUUAUCAUCAUCAUCACAGCCCGUCUCGCCGGUUGCCAUCCUCAAGGCCAGGAAGUUGUAUGAACAAGCUCUGACUGCCAGUUUGUCCGCACUUGAUCAAGACCUCUGCAAUGCUCAUGCCAACGAAAAAGGUCAAGUGGCUGUCCUGGAAGAGAAAGUGAGAUUGGGAGGCCUGUUAGGAUGCUAUGCUUUGUUUCAAUAUCUCACUAUGGGCAUCAAAGCGGCAAGUGCGGUCUACACCCAGAACAGAGAACGAAUGGAGGAGCUGCAGGGCAAGCUCGAGUCUGAAAAACUUUUUGCCAGUAACCUGUUGGUUAGCAGGAUGGCUUCUGAAUGUGAGAUACUGGCGGUGCAGCAGGCAUCAUUGCUCAAGUACCACAUCGGCAUCGGUGUGUUUCCACUGGCGACACUGAGAGACACACUCACUUCUGCCCUUAUAAGAUGGCCUAGCAGUGCUCCUCUCUGGAGCAUAUAUGUACAGGUGGAAAACCGUUACCAUAGCGCUGGUCGGGCGCGCCGCUUUUUUCAUACUGUGACAAGGGAAAAUGCCAGUAUAGUGCCACGGCUAUUUGCUAUUGUUGCUGAACAACAGAGGAAACAGUUGGUGGAUGCAGCACAGAGGUCCUCUGACAAAAGCGCUGCCUUGAGUGUGCUGCCUGAGAAUGGUCUUAGCAACCGUAUCCGUGGACUGUUUGAAAGCGCUGUAGGAACUGAAAUGGGGGCUCACUGUCCUUUACUUUGGAGGAUGUACAUACACUACCUGGUGUCAGAGGGCAAGACGGAUAAAGCUAAGGGGCUCUUCUACAAAGCCUUACAAAAUAUUCCCUGGGUGAAGGGCUUGUACAUGGAUGCAGUGCAGCUGUUUCAUGACCAUCUACAAGAGUUUGUAGAUCUGAUGACGGAGAAAGAGCUGCGAGUCAGGUUGCCAUUGGAAGAACUCGACAUACUGCUGGAAGACUGAAACAAACUGGCUUGCAACACUUUUAUUAUAUAGCUCAGCAAUGUUUUUUUUAUUUUUCACCCAAAAUAUUUUGUUUAUAAUUUGUGAUGUUUUAAUUUAUUAAAAAAAGGUUGAAAGAUUCUUUCUGUAUUUUUGUCAUUUUCUGUUGUUGUUAGACUUGUCACAAAAUUGAAAGGUAGACAUUUUAAAUUAAAUUUUAAAGGGAUUAACAAGCACAAAAAAAUGACAGGCGAUAUUAAUUAUCGGUAGACUUGUAGCCGUAAUUUGUAUCAAACUACUUCAAUAUCACAUAUAGGAUUUUCAAAAUACAUAAUACUCCUGGUGAGACAAUACAAUGCCAUAUUUGGUUUUGAGGCAAACCUGAGGCAUUGCAUACUAUGUGACCCCGAAAUGCCUGAAAAUCAAUAGAAAGUGACCCUGAAAUGCCCCCAUUUCGACAGGACCCCAAAAUCAACAGGAAGUGACCCCAAAAUAAACAAAGUGACCUGAUAUACCGGCCAUCACAACCAAACUACCAUUGCAAUUUCUCAGAAAUGUCAUUUUUCUCGUUCAUGAAGAGCUUGUUCCAGUAAGUGAAACUGCUUGUGCCAAUGUUGCAACAGAGGAGGACUUAUUAUAUUUACCAUUUACAGAUGAUCCCGAUGUUUUAGCGAGGCCCUCACGUAGUAAAGCUGAGCUUCAAUCACUAAAUUACUUGCAGAUCCAAAAAGUAUGUAAUUCGAUAGCCCCUCUUAAAAUCAUUGUAAGAUACAACAUGGUCAUUCCUUCAUCUGCACAAAUAGAGCUAUUAUUUGCUGCUCUUAUAAAUAGGCGACAAAAUAACAGCUUGUUUGAAAAAUUAGUUGUCCGGAAAGGUAUAACUAAAUUCAAAGGAGAAGCUUGUGAUAAAAAAUGGCAGCUUUCGACCUUUUAGCUUUUAGAUGAUGACUUACUGUUUUGCCAUAUUUGGUAAUGUGUUAUUCAAUACUGGGGUAUGGAUUGUUGAAAUUAUGGCUUCCCUUGUUUGUCAUAAUUUGUUUACAUAGGGGUGGCGUGGCUCAGUGGUAGAGUAGUUGUCCCCCAACCCAGAGGUUGUGGAUUCGAUUCUUCGCCCUGAUGAACUCGCCUAAGUAUCCUUGAGCAAGAUACUGAACCCCAUGUUGCUCCUGGUGCUGCGUCACCAGUAGGUGAAUAGUGAGAUAGUGUAAAGCGCUUUGAGCGCCUUGAAAGGUGGAAAAGCGCUAUAUAAGUAUAACACCAUUUACAUAGUUUGGUCAUAUUUAUAGGGUGCCCUUUGUGUCCCCAGUUUAAAUUAAGCUGUAUUUUCACAAAAGUUGGACAAAUACUCAUUCAACUUAUUUUUGUGUAUUGCUAAUUGUUCUCUAUUACACAUUCAAGGGUACAUGCAACAUACAUCAUGGUUACCUCCGUCAAAAAUUGUAUGCCUUGGCCACGGGAGCGCGCACACAAACACAUUAGUUAUGAGUUAUGUCGACUUAAACAAUUGAAGCCAGAAAAGAACCACAGUUAUAUAUUUUGGACAUCAACAUUUAUUAAACUGGAGAAACUCCAUACAGGACUUGAAUUACAGUAAUAAGUAAUGUCAUCCUACGAGUAAAACUGUAAAACAUUGCUUUUUUUUUUUAACGUUUAGUACGUAGGUUACGUUAUAAGAAAAAAAAAAUUGGGGGAUGGAUGGGCCAUGUUUUAAAAUCUCGUAGAUAACUACAUCACCAAAACAUGGAAAUCAAGCAAAUCAGUGCAGCGCAGUGGCUCCGCCCAGGGGGUACAAUUUUUGACGCGGGUAACUACAUUGGCAUGAUGGCGGCGGGCAUACUAUAUUCAAUGGAUGACGAUCUUGGCGAAAAUAUAGCUGUCCUAAGUAGCCUGUUUUAGAAUUCCCCUCAAGAAUGAUGGGAAACAAAAAAAAAAAAAAGAUCAUUUUCAACAUUUUAUUUUAAACAGUGGUGUUACCAGGAUGCCAGGUGUGGGUGGGCAUUAGUCUCACCUGGGGGGCAAAAAAAAAAAAAAAAGCUACAAUGCUCAAGCAGGUCAAAAUCCAGCGUAGGGCUACUGGACCUUAAAACGUCUUGUAAACUCCUUGAGAUAACUUGUUGUGAUUUGGUCUAAACAAAUACAAGUUGAUUUGAUUUUAUUUGACUUACAACAAAUCCAUGACUGAACAUUAUGGACAUGCAGGUGACAAUGUUUUUUUUUAGGUAACCUAUUGUGGUUCCUCGGUUUUAUUAUUAUUAUUAUUAUUAUUAUAUUCUUUGUUCUUUGUUGAGCUCAAUUUGACCCCCGUAGAAUGCUCCAAAAUGCACCAUAAUCGGCAGGCAGGUCAAGACAGGUGCAAUUUUUGAUACCGUGUAUAGACAAAUUCCAAAUACACUAUGUAGCGCCCCCUAGCAGUCAUUCAUUGUCCCGCCGACGCUUUGAGCCCCACUUUGACCCCCUCAGAAUGCUUCAAACCUCACCAAACUCAACAGCCAGGUGAACACUGAUGAAAACUUUGACAAAAUGUAAAAAAAAAAAAAAAAUUCAAAAUAUGCGUAAAUGUGUAGCGCCCCCUAGGAAAAAAAACUUUUUUUU